Vigna radiata var. radiata (mung bean) is the source of this 3891-nucleotide messenger RNA. RefSeq names its product protein ALWAYS EARLY 1. Gene Ontology annotation, molecular function: DNA binding. The coding region runs from base 244 to 3669 and encodes 1141 amino acids. The record is from RefSeq and is a predicted model, not a curated record. Gene Ontology annotation, biological process: DNA-templated transcription; regulation of cell cycle; regulation of transcription by RNA polymerase II. Lineage: Eukaryota; Viridiplantae; Streptophyta; Magnoliopsida; Fabales; Fabaceae. Gene Ontology annotation, cellular component: transcription repressor complex; nucleoplasm. The transcript is spliced from 20 exons.
UAUGAAUCAUUGAUGGAAAGGUAACUGCUGACGUGUAGGGUGUAUGAUAUGAUGACACAAAUCCGUAUUCUCCCUCCUCGACCGUGCUGGUGGGUGAUGCGGAGAGCGAAAAAUCCUAUUGGUUAAUGCCCUCGUUUUAUUCAAGUUUCGCGGCAAUGCGUAACUCUUUAUCUCUUUCCGUGUAAACCCUGCCACUCUCGUUUUCCUCUUCUUCCAUCGUGCUUCAGCGGGAAUCGGAACCCUAUGAGAGCCGGCUCAAUGGCACCAACAAGGAAAUCUAGAAGUGUUAAUAAGCGGAUUUCAAGUUCAAAUGAUGUUUCUCCUGAGAAAGAUGGAGUUAAUUCAAAUAAAAACAAGCAACGGAAGAAAAAGUUGACUGAUAAACUGGGAUCUCAGUGGAGCAAGGAGGAACUAGAGCGAUUCUAUGAAGCAUAUAGAAUGUAUGGGAAAGACUGGAAGAAGGUGGCUGGUGUUGUACGAAAUAGAACCACUGAAAUGGUAGAAGCUCUUUACAAUAUGAAUCGGGCAUACCUCUCUCUGCCAGAGGGCACGGCUUCUGUUGUUGGCCUCAUAGCAAUGAUGACUGAUCACUACAAUGUGCUGGAAGAGAGCGACAGUGAAAUGGAGAGCAAUGAUGCACUAGGAUCUCGGAAAUUUGUAAAACGAAAGCGGGAAAAAGUUCAGCUUAGUGUCUCUAAAGAUCAGUCUCAUUCAAUUGCUGCCAGUGAUGGUUGCCUCUCUUUACUGAAGAAGAGACGCUUAGAUGGUAUUGUGCCUCAUGCUGUUGGUAAACGGACUCCUCGUGUUCCAGUUUCUUAUUCUUAUAAGAAGGAUUAUACAGAAAAUUAUGUUUCGCCUUAUAGAAGAAGCCUAAAGUCAACUACUGAUGCUAAUGAUGAUGAAGUUGCACAUGUGGUAGCUUUGGCCUUAACCGAGGCUGCACAAAGAGGAGGAUCUCCCCAAGUUUCUCAAUCAACAUGUAGAAGAGCAGAGCCAAAACCCUCACCUGUCCUUCGUUGGGAAAGAAAGCAGCAACUGUCAGAGACAGCUCGUGCCAAGUUACACAAUCUUUCAGUGGAUGAAGAGUUAUUAGACGGUAGUAUAGAAAGCAGGGGAGCUGACAAUGGAGAAUAUGCAAGAGAUAAUAGUUCAUUGAUGGAUAUGGAAGGCACAGGAACAGUUGAAGUUCUUCAGAAGGGGGGGAAAUUUUACAGAAAGAAAGAGAGAGUGAAAAACGUGGGAAACCAUCAGCUUGAUGAUGGUGGGGAAGCAUGUAGUGGCACUGAAGAAGGGCUUAGUUGCUCACUAAAGGAAAUGGUUGAUAUUGAGGUUACUAAUGAAAAGCUUGAAAAAAUCUCUCCAAAAGGUGGGAGGAAACGAAACAAGAAACUCUUCUUUGGAGAUGAAACCCCUGCGUUGAAUGCGUUGCAAACUUUGGCAGACCUGUCUCUAAUGAUGCCAAUAUCUACAAUAGAUUCUGAAUCAUCUAUCCAAUUGAAGGGAGACAGGAUUUCUGCUGAUAAAGAUAGUAAGUCCGCUCUACCUGAAGAAACAUUAACAAGCCAUAAGAGACAUAAACUUAAACACAGUGUAGUGCCUGAAAUUGAGGUUUCAACCUCCAAAAAGUCCAAGCUUGGAAAGGAAUCAACAAAGGACACGAACGUGCUUUCUGAAUCAAAAGAACAACUUCCUUUUGCUGAUACAACAUGGAAAAGAAAGCGGAAGUCUGUGGUUUCCAAGGUUGCAAAUGCAAAGCUUGAUUCUUGUCCAAGUGGUCCCUUGAAAGAUGAGGCUUUAGAUGAUGAGAAAAAACCAGUAGUUAAAGGAAAACAUGGUGAUCAGGUUUUUACCCUACCAAAGCAAUUGAAGACCGUUAAAUCAUCAGAGAGUUCCUUGUGUAUUGAUCAGAAAGAGACAGUACCAACAGAAAUUCCACUUUUGAACGAAGUUAGUUUACCAACUAAACGAAGUAGGCGGAAGAUGAAUUUACAGAGAACUUCCUCUGCUAAGCAAAAGUCUUCUGAUUUCAUAUUGAAAAGUCAAGCUAACAAGCACACUGAUUUAAAGGAAAAGCUUUCCAGUUGCUUGUCAUCUAAUAUGGUUCGCAGAUGGUUUAUUUUUGAAUGGUUUUAUAGUGCAAUUGAUUAUCCAUGGUUUGCCAAAAGGGAAUUGAUGGAAUACUUAAAUCAUGUUGGACUAGGGAAUAUCCCAAGGUUAACUCGUGUUGAGUGGAGUGUUGUAAGAGGUUCCCUUGGAAAACCUCGGCGGCUUUCUGAACAUUUUCUUCAUGAUGAAAGGCAAAAACUUGCAGAGUAUCGGGAAUCAGUGAGAAAGCAUUAUGCUGAACUGCGAACUGGUAUUAGGGAUGGACUUCCAACUGAUUUAGCUAGACCAUUAUGUGUUGGGCAGAGAGUAAUUGCUAUUCAUCCAAAAACAAGAGAGAUUCAUGAUGGUAGCGUGCUUACUGUUGAUUAUGACAAGUGCAGGAUUCAGUUUGACCGUCCUGAAUUAGGUGUUGAGUUUGUAAUGGACAUUGAUUGUAUGCCUUUCAAUCCAUUAGAUAAUAUGCCAGAAGCUCUGAGGAGGCAUAUUGAUGACAGAAAAGGAUCUUUUAUCCCUAUAGAGCCACAUAUUAAUGGAAAUUCAAAUUUUGGGGGGUGCGAAAAUCAUUCCUCACCUUUGAAGGUACAUACUUCAUCAAGUGCUUUAGUAAUGCAUGGAAAGGCUACGGUUGCUACCAUGGAUAACUUCUGUGCACAAGCAGGUUGUGUUCAACCAUGUAAAGUAACACACCAUCAAGCUAGGGAAGCUGACAUACAUGCACUUUCUGAACUAAAGCGAGCUCUAGAUAAAAAGGAGACAUUGUUGAUGGAGCUUCGAAGUUCAAAUAGCGAUAUAUUGGAAAACCAAAAUGGCAUAGAAUGCUUAAACGAUUCUGAGGUUUUCAAGAAGCAUUAUGCCACGGUACUGGUAGAGCUAAAGGAAGCCAGUGGGCAGGUUUCUGAUGCAAUGUUACAACUGAGGCAGCGCAAUACCUACAGAGGAAACUCUCUGCCACCAUGGAUGAAGCCACAAACAGGUUUUAGUGUUCAUGAUGAUCUUCCCAGUAUGUUGGAUGGUUCUCUUACACAAGAGCUUGGGUCAACUGUUGUUCAAAUUAUUAAAGGAUCCAGGUCAAGGGCACAUGCAAUGGUAGAUGCCGCAUUUAAGGCUUUGUCUUUGACAAAGGAAGGUGAAGAUGCGUUCGUGAAGAUUGGGCAAGCUUUGGAUUCUAUUAAUCAUCAGCAAUUGGCCUCCAAGUCUAGAUUACCUGUGAUCAGGUCUCAAGAGCAAGUGAACACAAAUGGCAGUUUUUGUCAUGUUAAUAAUUCAACUUGCAGUGUAUCAGAGUCUAUAAUUAACGAUCCAUCUGGUGCAAAAGUACAUAAUUAUUCUGACAAAUUUGAUACUGAACUUCCGUCAGAUCUUAUCACUUCAUGUGUUGCUACAUUAAUCAUGAUUCAGACUUGUACUGAACGGCAAUACCCUCCAGCUGAUGUGGCUCAGAUAUUAGAUUCUGCAGUUAGCAGCCUGCAUCCAUGCUGUCCUCAAAACCUUCCUAUUUAUAGAGAAAUUCAAAUGUGCAUGGGAAGAAUCAAAACACAGAUUUUAGCUUUGAUCCCUACUUGAUUUGUAUCGAAUGUAGCUGCUGUACAUAUGAUCUGAAAUAUAGUUCAGAUCACAUACGGGCACCUUGCCCACUUUCUCAUGUCUUUUUAUUAAGCUACAAUAAUUUCUUUUACUCCACACCAAUAGGUCAAAUGGUGGUAGUAGAAAUCAUGCAAUUCACUGCCCUGUCAUUUUAAUCUUGUGUCAAAUGCUGCUUCUUAAUAAAAAAUAUUCAAUAAAAAU